Messenger RNA from Closterium sp. NIES-65, 4935 nucleotides. NCBI's taxonomy places the organism in Eukaryota, Viridiplantae, Streptophyta, Zygnematophyceae, Desmidiales, Closteriaceae. The record is from the annotation of a GenBank genome assembly.
AUGAUGUCUCAAAAGUCUACUUGCCCAGUUCUACCGUCCCUACUUUCCGUUCCCUGCCAUGCAGCGUGGGCCUCUCUGGCAGCAGAUCAGUUUGCCGCCCGCCCACAUUUGAAUUUGGACGCAUCUCAAAAGUCUACUCUCGCAUCCUUGUCUGUAUGCCCUAUGUUCCGUUCCUUUGCAUGCAGCAUGGGCAUCAUUGGCAGCAGAUCAGUUUGCCGCCCACAUUCUCACCAUCCCACUGCUGACGUGGCGCCUGCCAUCCCCCCUCCUCCCUGCCCUGCGCCAUCUGUCAGCUCUCCAGCCCUGCCUUAUCUCCUGCCUGGUACGAUCAUUCUCUCUUCUCUUCCUUUCUACCUCAACUUAACUUCUGGCCUUGCCCACUAUGCCUCUCUUUCCCCUCCUCCCUUCCCUGCGCUAUCUGUCAGCGCUCCAACCGUGCCUUAUCUCCUGCCUGGUACGACCCUUCUCUCCUCUCCUCUUUUCUACAUGAACCUUCGGCCUUGCCCACUAAAUCUCUUUCUCCCCUCCUCCCUUCCCUGCGCUAUCUGUCACCGCUCCUACCGUGCCUCCUCUCCUGCCUGGUACGAAUCGUUCUUCCAAGCCAUCUACGAUAAUGCACCUGUCUGCCUGCCAGAAUCGUUUACCUUCUCCAUUAAACAACCCCGUCCGUCUCUCCUCCUCCCUGCCUUGCGCCAUCUGUCAGUGCUCCAGCCGUGCCUCCUCACCUAUCUGCGCCAGGCUCCUUCCCCCCACCCCUCGCCACCAGACCCAUACCACCGGCUCACCUCCCAUCUCCCCCCUCCCGCCUGGGCUCUAGCAAACGUCUCUGCUCUCGCCACCGCCCCCCCUUCCCUCUCCUCCUCCCCCUCUCCAUCCUCCUCCCCUUCCCCCUCUCCACCCUCUCCUCCUCCUCCUCCCUCUCCCUCACUCUCCUCUGAGCUGUUCCUACCCGGUCUGGACUUGCCACUCUAUGUCCACGCCCUCUGCGCCCUAGCUGCUGCUGUGAUAGCCCAUGAGGAGAAAGAGCGGUGGCACGUGCUGAGGGUCCUAGAAGAAGCCCUUAAAGCCGAAAAAAGUGCGGAAAAGGCAGCAGAAUCGGGAGGGAAACCUGCUGCAGUAGCAGCAUCAGGAUCAGCAGCAGCAGGAGCAGGAGGAGGAGGAGCAGCAGGGCGGCAGCAGCUAGACAUGGGCGAUUUCGGCCGCCUCUACUCGCUCCUCCUCACGCUCUUCUCCUCGGUGCAUGCGUCCUCAGGGCGGGUGCUCCCUCUCCUCAACGUCCUCGCCUUCACUCGCGAGGUUCUCACAGGGCUGUGGCACUGGCUGGUGGCUCACUGCCGUAUCUCUAUUUCUCAGGCGUAUGCGGAGAGUGAGGGGAUGCAGAGUGGUUUGCAAGGGGUACAGAGUGGUUCCAAGGGAAUACAGGCGGCUGCUGCUGGCGGUGCUGGUGCUACUCGUUCUGCUGCUGCUGGUACUGGUGGUGGUGGUUCUGGUACUGCUGGUGGUGGUUCUGCUGCUGGUGCUGGUGGUGGUGGUGGGAGGGCAAGAGAGGGAUCUAGCAGGAGGGGAAACAGAGGGAGGAGGGAAGGGAGCAGGCAAGGGGGAGGGGGAGGGGGAGUGGCUGGUUCGUUUCAGCUGCCCCAGUUUUCGGGCAGCUGGUUUCCAAGGUCGUUUUUGGACGGGUAUGGGGGAGGUGGGGAGGGAGGGGAGGAAAGGGCGGAGGAGGAGGAUGAGUGGGGGAACCCACAUGGAGGAGGAGGUGGAAGAGGUGGAAGGGGAGGAGAAGGGGUAGGAAGAGAUAGAACGGGCGUUGACCACAUGCAGACAGAUUCUGCCGGCCAGGGAAGGCCGCCCGGGAGUGCGGGUGAUGAUGAUGCUGCGCUGGCUGCAUUCAUUGGUGGGCGGCAGGCUGGUCAAUCAAGUCAACCAGGGUCAACGGCAGCACAGCAGUGGUCCACCUUUCUCUCCUCCACGUUCCAGAGACGCGCAGCAGAGGCACAGAGAGGGCGCAGAGGAAGAGGAGGGGGAGAGGGAGGCGGGAGGACGUUUUGGGAGACCCAGACAGGUGACUAUAUGGAAGAGGAUAUUGACGAGGGGGAAGAGGAAGGAGGAGAGGAGGGGGGAGUGGGAGCGGGAACUGGGGGAUUCGAGGGAAGAGAGGGGGGAGAGGGAGGAGGAGAGCGGUGGGAUGUGGAGAGUAUGAAGAAGGGGGUGGCAGGGGUGGCGGCUGACGUGGCAGUGGUAAUGACGGUGUUCUGCAGGGCGUAUGCCCACCUGCUGCUCGUGCUGGAUGAUGAGGAGUUCUACCAGAGACAGCAACCUAGUCUACAGCACCCUCAUCUCCUCCCACUUGUCUGCCUGCCCCUGCCCCUCUUCCCUCCGUAUCCCUCCUCUUCCUUGUCCCGUGUUCCCCUCUUCCCUCAGAUCCCCUUCUCUCUUUCCGAGCAAAGAGUCAUCGCAGCAACACUCAACACUCUCGUUUACAACACACUCAUCUCCUCCCCCUCCUCCUCCUCCCCGUCCCCCUCCUCUUCCUCAUCCGCCUCCGCCUCUUCCCCGCUCACCCCUUCGCAAUCCACGCUACUAGAAGCAGCCACGCGCUGCCUCCUCCCUCUGCACGACCGCGACUGUAGACGAGCCUUCUGUGAGCCUUCGCUCUGGCUGGCCCCUGCUGACCGCCGCCCACCACCUGUCAUCUCUGCAGCAGGUACAUACGAGCCCAAUUAUGGAGUUUUUGAGAAUUCUCAAAAACUCCCUGAGCUCAUUGCUCCCCGUCUUCUCUUCCGUUCCGACUCUCUUCCUUCCCCUGCUGUUCCCACCGCUGCAGGCACAGCCAGACACCAUGGGGUGUGGGGCGAGGAGGGGAGGGGGAAUGGGGGGAAUGAUGGAUGGAGGGAACGUUGGCGGACAAGGGUGCACAUAUUCCGCGAGCUCAUUCAAGCGGACAAGGCGCGGCAUGGAUUAGGGGCUACCCCCAGGAUGGGCACGGUGCGGCCUGUGGUGGACGUCCCGGUGCACAUAUUCAGGGAGCUUCUUCAGGCGGACAAGGUGCGGCAUGGACUAGGGGUUACCCCCGGGAUGGGCAUGGUGCGGCCCGUGGUGGACAUGUCCGUGCGGCGCGACCCGCUCUGCUCGUGGAAGCUUAUGCAAGCAGACGAGGAGAGGCACGGGGUUGUGUACAUAUUCCGGGAGCUGAUUCAAGCAGACAAGGCGCGGCAUGGACUAGGGGCUACCCCUGGCAUGGGUAUGGUGCGGCCCGUGGUGGACGUGUCAGUGCGGCGGGAUUUGCUAGUUGAGGAUGCGUUCGUGCGCCUCAACCAACUCGGACCGAUGCUCAAGGUAUCACUGAGAGGAAGCCGCUUUGGGAGUGACAAGGUGUGGCAUGGGAUGGGCAUGGUGUGGCCUGUGGUGGACGUGUCCGUGCGGCGGGACUUACUGGUGGAAGACGCGUGGGCGUGUGACGAGGUGACUUUUGAGUCGACUCAAAAGCUUCUGAGGGUUACCCAUGCAUGCAACAGGUGGGCAUGUGACGUGUCGGUGCGGCGUCACCUGCUGGCGGAGGAUGCCUUAGUGCGCCUCAACCAGCUGUGGCCCGUGGUUAAGGAGAUAGGAAUGGACCAGGGCGGACCCUCCAUUGCUCCCUCCUCCUGCUGCGCUUCCCACCUUUCCACUUCUCUCCUCUCUCGCGCUCUUGACCUACUCCACUCACACACCUCACAGGGACGUGUGCGUGUCUCAUUUGUGAAUGCGUUUGGAGCGGAGGAGAUAGGAAUGGACCAGGGCGGACUCUUCAAAGAGUUCCUCACUGACCUUGCUAAGGCAGCCUUUGACCCGGGGUACGUGGCACUAGGGGUUAAUGGCGCCUGGGACAGGUGGUGGCGCCUGGGACAGGUGGUGGCGCCUGGGACAGGUGGUGCAUGUGACGUCGAGAUAGGAAUGGACCAGAGCGGACUCUUUAAAGAGUUUUUCAUUGACCUUGCUAAAGCAGCCUUCGACCGGGGGGCAGCAACAGAAGAGGGUUACCUCUACCCGCACCCGGCUGCAGCAGCGCUGGGCCACAGCAUUCCCAUGGUGGAGUUUCUCGGCCGCAUCGUGUUGGAGUUUAGCUACGGCCUGUUCCUCCAGGCGGCCACAGAAGAGGGUUACCUGUAUCCACACCCGGCAGCAGCGGCGCUGGGCCACGGCAUUCCCAUGGUGGAGUUUCUCGGCCGCAUCGUGGGCAAGGCUCUCUACGAGGGGAUUCUGCUUGAGUACAACUUCGCCCCGCUCUUUGUGUCGAAGCUCGUGGGGAGAUACGCCUUUUUGGACGAGCUGUCUUCUCUCGAUAUGGAGCUGUAUCGCAACCUCAUGUAUUUGAAGCACUAUGAGGGGGAUGCCUCUGAACUGGCAUUGGACUUCACAGUGACUGAGGAGGUGCUGGGCGAGCACAAUAUCGUGGAGCUGCGGCCGGGCGGCAGCCACAUCGCAGUGACCAAUGAGAACAAGCUGCAGUAUAUCCAUGCUGUGGCUGAUUACAAGCUCAACCGUCAGAUGGCAGCAGUGGUAGCAGCAUUCCUAAGGGGCCUCUCAGAUCUGAUUCAGCCCGAGUGGCUGCGGCUGUUCAGUCCAAAGGAGUUCAACCAGCUGCUGUCGGGAGGAGAGCAGGACGUGGACGUGGAGGAUCUCAAGGCACACACGCGGUACUCUGGGGGAUACACGGAGAGCGACCGAACCAUCAGGAUGUUCUGGGAGGUGGUGAAGGAGUUAUCAAGGGAGGAGAAGAGCCAGCUGCUUAAAUUCGUGACAAGUUGCUCGCGACCCCCGCUGCUGGGCUUUAAGCAUCUCAACCCGCCCCUCACCAUCCACAAGGUCAACGUGGAUGCGUCCAUGUGGGCUACACUAGGAGGGCCCGAUGUGGACUGGCUUCCCACCGCUUCCACCUGUUACAACCUGCUCAAG